CAUUAUCUCCAUAACCAUCUUUCCACUGAGCACGGACAAUCAGUUCACUGUCGCCCCACCAAGAUCAUACUCCCAUUCACAGUCUUUUCUCUGUCUAUAGCCAUCACAGAGAUUGGUAAGCAAUGAUGGCCUUGACACACUUCAGCAAAUGGUUCUGGUCGGAGGAUGUAUGGCUGCCCCCGGGCUAUACCUGGGAGUCCCUUACCCAGGAUGAGCAGUUCACCUACCCUAACUUCUACGAUGUAUGGACCUACCCGUUUGUCAUAGCCGCGUUGUUCAUCGCGCUGCGUUACCUUGUGCUCACCCCUUUUGUUUUCUCACCUAUCGGCUUGGCCCUGGGUGUGAAAGAUAUACGCUCGCGUCCACCACCACCUAGUGUCACUAUGGAGGCCAUCUUCCACCAGUAUCGUAGCCGAGCGCCAGAAGAAACUGUUCGUAAAGCUGCAGAUACUUUAGGUUGGACGGAACGGCAGGUGGAAAGGUGGCUGAGGCAGCGAGCAUCAUCAGCGCGCACCACAGAUUUAGGCAAGUUCUCUAAUAUGGCGUGGGAGACGACCUACUACACCCUUUAUUGUGUCUUCGGUUUGGUGGUCCUUUGGGACAAACCUUGGCUGUGGGACAUCCGUCACUGUUGGUAUAACUUCCCCAAACACGAUGUUGACGCGGACAUUUGGUGGUACUACAUGAUAGCUGUCGGGUACUACUGGUGCAUGACCAUCACUCACACCAUUCAACACCAACGCAAGGAUUCGCUUCAACUUUUUGCGCAUCAUGUACUCACCAUCUUGCUCAUUUCAUGUUCAUGGGUGUGUAACUUUGCCCGACUAGGAUCAUUGGUGCUGGUGCUGCAUGAGUGUGCCGACAUCCCCAUGCUUCUGGCCAAGAUGUUUAAGUUGUGUGGUCGAAAGGAUAUUAUGGACAAGUUGUUCGUGGUGUUCUUGUUGGUGUGGCUCACAACGAGGACUGGCCUCUUCCCGAUCUGGAUCUUGAGGAGCACACUGUUCCAGGCCCACGUGGUCAUCGGCGCCUGGUACCCUGUGUACUACAUCUUCAACGGCAUGCUGUUAUUACUCUUGUUGAUACACAUAGGCUGGACUUACCUCAUCCUCAGAAUCGUCGUCCGUAAGGUACGAUAUAAUGAGAUGGAGGACGUUCGUUCCUCAACUGACUAUUCGUUAGAAGACGACGAGGAAGAUGAAGAAUCGCAGAAAAAGGAUUUAUAAGUUUAUCUUCAAUAAUUAUUUUCACAAUUACAUUCUCAGCUCUCGCUAGAACCAAAGAAAUGUGCAAUGUUUACAUCCCGUUAUCUCGUAAGUGCCUCUAUUGUUUCCUGUAGUCCCCGAGAGAUAAAACACUACCCUUCUGUCUUCACUACAGUCUUGGAGAAAUCAUUAUUAUCUUUAUAUUAUUUAUAGUACGAUCUGGUGUGGAAUAAGAGGCUGUGAAUUAAUUAACGAUAAUAAAAACAACCUACUGAUCCUGGGGGUCUGAGUGAAGACCUUUGGGCAGCCGUGUUGUCUGGGGUAGUGUCCAGGAAAACGAGGUCUUGCAGCUGAAUGUCGUGUACACAGCGACAUUGUGUUGUAUGUCAUUGCCAAAAUUUUAUAUGUAAAUUUUUAAAUGAUCACCUGAAGAUUACACACCCCAGCUUGUUUCACCUGAAGAUUAACCACCCUAACCUAAUCUAACGUACCCACUUAACCUAACGUCACCUGGCAGUAACCGUGACUCUAGCAACUCGUUACCGUGACGUGUGAUGGUUGUGUAAUAAUACCUCAGGUUUGAAAGUUGUUUAUUAUCACAGAUUAACAUAUUAAUAUUUUUUGGAUACACUGUUAUGUGAGGUUGUGUAGUGUGGAGUGAAGUGAUUAUUCCAUAUAUUUCACAUAUACUGUAUACAAUCAGCAUCCGUACAGCACAGUCACUCGAAAAACUAUCUAUACAAAAUUGUGUUGAAAAAACAUAUUACACAACGGAUGAAGGAUUUUGACAACCCUACCGAGACAAUAGGAGUCAGUGUUCAUUCUGAAAUUCAUCGAUCACCUCAAGUAGAGAGGGUCUUUUGGGUGACUGUACAGUACAUGUUGCAUACAUAACCUAACCUGUGCAUUAACCUCAUGUGAGUUACAUGGACGCUGACUGUAUAUCAUUUAAAGAACGUUGUUAGACUUAGAGCAUUGUGUCUUGUUGCUUCUCAUUAAUACAGGGUGAUCUACAAGUCCCUGUGUAUCUGCAGUUUAGGUUAUAACAAAUACAGUAUAGUUGUUCUUUGUUAUACCUACCUGGUUAUACCUACCUGGUUAUACCUACCUGGUUAUACCUACAUUGUUAUAUACCUCGUUCUGUUUACAGUGUAAAUACUGUACUGGGAAUAAUAUGUACUGUAUAUAAAAUAAACGUGCAGAUUAUGUGACCAUUUCCAAUAUUUCCCGUACAGGUAGACCAAGGUUAAUAAUUAUCUUGUUAAUUAGUGUAGAUGUACAGGUGAUGAAUUCUUCCACCACCUUGUAUCGUAUGUCGUGAAUUAUUCCCAAGAAACAUAACUGAUUAAUGUAACCUCUAGGAGCGCUUUGUCGUCACCAUACUUCCUCAACGUGUCGGCUGCCUGGAUCACAGUCAGUCAGUCAGUCAGUUUUGUUUCCCAUGACCAGACUCUGUUACCCAAAUGUUUGUAUCAAUAAAGAAAGUUGUUCAGCAUG
Homarus americanus (American lobster) is the source of this 2699-nucleotide messenger RNA. RefSeq names its product ceramide synthase 6-like. Gene Ontology annotation, cellular component: membrane. Gene Ontology annotation, biological process: ceramide biosynthetic process. The transcript has 2 exons. The record is from RefSeq and is a predicted model, not a curated record. Lineage: Eukaryota; Metazoa; Arthropoda; Malacostraca; Decapoda; Nephropidae. The coding region runs from base 123 to 1223 and encodes 366 amino acids. Gene Ontology annotation, molecular function: sphingosine N-acyltransferase activity.